CUCUCCGUCCUAAUCUCCUACCUCCACUCUCUUUCUCUGCUGCAAAUAACAAAUUACUUACAAUAUUUAUAUACACACGUUGUUGAAGAGAGAGAGAGAGAGAGAGAGAGAGAAACUUUAGCUGCAUUGAAAAGCAUUGGCAAAGUUGCAGAUUUUCUCUUAUGGUUUUCUCUAAUCGAAGGGAAGGAAAACAAUGCCGGAGAAAGCUACGAGCUUUGCAUGGGUUUUCCGGCCGAAUCAGAUGAUUCAUUGGCUUUUCAAGGUACUUACACUUGUAGUUUUCCUUACAAUCUUGAUUGUUUGGAGCAUCGAUGGUUGGAAUUUUAGUAAGUUUCAUAAAGAUUUUCUUGUUAUCAACCUCAAUACCACCCAAAUUCACAGAGAUUUGAGCUCUGAAGAUCUUUCUCAUCAAUCCAAUUCAACCUUUCAAGAACACCAUGACAACUUUCCCAAGAAUUUCACUCACACCCACAAAAAUUUCACACAAACCCAACAAAUUUCAGGCUCUGGUGGUGAUCCUAUCCCACUCAAUUUGUCACAAGACCAGCUCAAUUUUGCUAGUAUUAGUCCCAAAAAAGUUGUAAAUUUGACCCACCCUCCUCCAACCCCUGGAAAUUUGGGUUGGAUUUCGGCUGAAUUUGAGGCACACUAUUCAUCAAAUCUUUUAGCCAAAUGGUUGGCUCCUGGUGGUGAGCCAUGUAGGGUCUCGGAGACAGUAAAUAUCACAGUUCCUGCUUUGGAUGGUCAUUACCAAAUUGAAUUAUCAACUGGGGAUAUCCAUGAAUUUGUUUUUCAAGCAGUGGAUGAUCAAGGAAACCCCCGUUGUUUGGGUGGUGAUUAUUUUGAAACUGAUCUCUCCGGUGAAUCUUGGAAGUCUCGGCCUCCGGUUAAAGAUUUAGGCAAUGGUACUUACACAGUUUCCCUCCAAGUCCACCAGGAUUUUCCUGGAAUUUACAAUCUCACUGUAAUCCUAUUGUUUAGACGCCACCAAGGGUUGAAAUUCUCACCUCUGAGAUUUGCAUUCGACAAAACUCUUCGUAUUGUGGCCAUCAAAUUCCACAAAUCAUCGUUCCUAUUACCGGAUAUAACUCAAUGCCAGAAGGCUGAUCUCACUAGGGAUGUUUGGUCUGGUCGAUGGACUCGACAUGCCAAGAAUGAUAACUGCUCGAUUAGCAAUGAUGGCCGAUACAGGUGCCUAAAACCAAACUUCCCCUGUCAACUUCCGUGGUGUAAUGGUUCUUUAGGGUUGCUAGAGAGUAAUGGAUGGACCUACUCAACACAUUGUUCCUUCAAACUAUUUGAUAGUGAAACGGCUUGGAAGUGUUUGAACAAUCGCUGGAUUUUUUGGUGGGGGGAUUCAAAUCAUUGUGAUACUAUUCGUAAUAUCCUUCACUUCAUCCUGAAUGUGCAUGAGAUCAAGAUGGUACCUAGGAGGUUUGAUAUGAACAUCACCAACCCGAAUAAUCCAUCCGAAAUGGUUCGAAUCACUAAUAUUUUCAAUGGCCAUCCAAAUGAUACUGGGAAUUAUCAGGGGUUGAAUUCAUUGAUAGACGAAGAUUAUAGAAAUUUGUUGAAAGGGUACUUUUCAGGAGAAGUUGUACCAGACACAGUGAUCAUGAAUUCGGGCUUGCAUGAUGGAGUUUUUUGGCAAAAUCUUAGGAGGUUUAUCAGUGGGGCGGAGUAUGCAGCAGCAUUUUGGGCGGAGGUGAUGGAGGGGGUGAGGCAGAGGGGGUUGGUGGCACCGGAAAUUAUAUAUCGGACCACAGUAACAACGGGUGGUUAUGCAAGAAGAUUAGCAUAUAAUCCUUCCAAGAUGGAGGCGUUUAAUGGUGUGGUCUUGGACAAGUUUAGGAAAUUUGGGUUGCUCUCUAGAGUUAUUGAUGGUUUUGACAUGACAUAUCCAUGGCACUACGAUAACCGGUGCAAUGACGGCGUGCACUACGGUCGUGCACCGGCGAAGAUGAGGUGGAGGGACGGUGAGAUCGGGCACCAGUACUUUGUGGACCUCAUGUUGUGCCACGUUCUUCUCAAUGCGCUCUGUGCAAGGUAG
Messenger RNA from Ilex paraguariensis (yerba mate), 2050 nucleotides. NCBI's taxonomy places the organism in Eukaryota, Viridiplantae, Streptophyta, Magnoliopsida, Aquifoliales, Aquifoliaceae. The record is from the annotation of a GenBank genome assembly.